Salvia splendens (bonfire salvia) is the source of this 555-nucleotide messenger RNA. RefSeq lists its product as uncharacterized. The transcript has a single exon. NCBI's taxonomy places the organism in Eukaryota, Viridiplantae, Streptophyta, Magnoliopsida, Lamiales, Lamiaceae. Bases 1 to 555 code for a protein of 184 amino acids. The record is from RefSeq and is a predicted model, not a curated record.
AUGUCGAACAAGGAAACGGCGAAGGAAGCAACGAAAGGUUUCGCGAAAUUGGACAAGUUUGCUGGCCAGGAUUUCAGACGCUGGCAAAAGAAAAUGCAUUUCAUGUUGACGAAUCUGAAGGUCGUGUAUGUUCUGAGUACUCCCAUGCCCGAGGCUGUUGAGAAUGAAACCCUGGAACAAACAAGGAGGGGGAUGAAGUGGGAAAACGACGACUACAUAUGUCGUGGUCACAUUUUAAACGGUAUGUCUGAUUCUUUAUUUGAUAUGUAUCAAAACGUAGAGUCUGCUAAAGAGUUGUGGGAUUCCCUCGAAGCCAAAUAUAUGGCAGAAGAUGCCUCUAGCAAGAAAUUUCUUGUUGGGAACUUCAUUAAUUAUAAAAUGGUUGAUUCGAGGCCUGUCAUGGAACAAUACAAUGAAUUUUUGAGGAUAUUGGGACAGUUUUCCCAAUAUGAUACAAAAAUGGAUGAAUCCAUUUCUGUUUCUAGCAUUAUCGAUAAACUGCCACCCUCCUGGAAAGAUUUUAAAAAUAAUCUGAAACAUAAGAGGAGGAGUUGA